Iphiclides podalirius (scarce swallowtail) is the source of this 2643-nucleotide messenger RNA. The record is from the annotation of a GenBank genome assembly. NCBI's taxonomy places the organism in Eukaryota, Metazoa, Arthropoda, Insecta, Lepidoptera, Papilionidae.
AUGCGAGAUCUAGAAAAUGAUAAACACAAACAAUUUUACUGUUCUGUGUGUCCGUUAAUAUUAUACGUAAAUCAUACUGAACCAGUGUGCCUGCGCGUGAGCGUGAUAGAGACACUGAGUCCGACACCAAUACGCUGUGUGCGAGCGGGACAGCGCGAUACCGACGACGGUGCGUGGAGGCCGUCGCAGCUCUGUCGGUCGUCGCGUAUCUGCAAUUCUGCAAUCGGCGCUCUGGGGCGGAGGGCGGAGGGCGCCGCUAUCUGUGACCCCUCGCCGAUUUGUUUACGCGCAUCUCGGCCAUAUUGUUACAAUGGAGCGCUGAUGAUGAUAUCAGCAUUUGGCUUACUCCUGCUGGUGGCGGUGACGGUGGAUUCGUCAUCGACACCAGCUGCGAAUCUGCAACCUAUGACAGCGAAUUCUCGGGCCCAAUACGUGUUCGAAAACCCUGUAUCUGUUACAACUGAGGGUGAGCUAAGAGAAUGGAGUCCGCACCCAGCGGAAACGAAGACUGCAAUGGCUGAUCACGAGAAUAACGUAAGAAGUGAGCGAGUGACGGAUGUUCCUAUUGAGAUAUCAACGCUUGCUAAUUACGAAGAUGCGGAUUCAGCGCCUGGCUCUCACUGCCCCAAGGGAUGCGACUGCAUAGAGCUCACCGACGGCACGAGCUACAAUUGUUCCCUGCCCAGCGGUGUGGUCGCCUUCGACGAGUUCGGUGACGGAAUUAUUUUCAAGUGCUUAAGCGGCACGCUGCGGUGCUCGGAGGUGCCCUCUGGCGGGGGCAGCGCCGGCGCGUUCGCCGCCAACGCGACGGUGCGCAGCGUGUCGCUGCAGGGGUGCGCGCUGCCAGAGGAGCCGGUGCUGUGCGCGCUGCGGCGGCGCGGCGCCACCUCCGCCCAGAGGCUCACCCUCAAGCGGCCGCUGACGCCGCUCAGCGCCGAGCACGUGCGUGGCCUAGGCGCCCUCACCAUGCUCCGCAUCACGGACCUCGACGGGGAAGAGGCGAGAUUACCGUUGGCCGCGAUUGCCAGCUUGCCGCUUCUGCAGCAUCUGACGCUGGACAACGCUCAUCUGAUACUGCGGGAAGAGCUCCCGUCGCUGCCACUGCGCGCUCUUGAGCUAGCCGACGACGCGCUGCAAACGCUGCCACACGCCCCCUUCCGCCAUCUGCAGCAACUGCGCCGCCUCGGCCUCUGGCACAACCGCUUCGAGCAGUUGCCAGCAGACGCGCUGCAAGGUUUGGGUUCACUGCAGGAGCUGAGUUUCAGCUCCAAUCGGCUGGCAACCCUGCCAGGUACUUUGCUGGCUUCCACACCACAGCUGCGCAACCUGGACCUUUACGAUAACGAGCUGCGCUUCCUGCCACGCUCUCUCUUCGCCGGACUUGCGUUUUUGGAACAGGUGCGGCUGAACGACAACCGGGGCGAACUGACGCUGGAGGAGGGCACAUUCUCCGGUCUCACUUCUCUGACGGAGCUUGAGUUGUCGCGCAGCGGUUUGCGCUCGCUGCCAGCGGACACAUUUAGAGGCUGCAGCGUUUUAAAGCGGCUGCUGCUAAGCGGCAACUCGCUCGCAUCCCUGCCUGAUAAGCUGCUGCGUGGGCUGCCCGCCCUCGCGCACCUCGAUCUCAGCAGGAACGAGUUGAGCGCCAUCCCGCCGUCCCUAUUCGCUGACCAGCAGAAUCUUGUGGAGCUCUACCUCGAUCAUAAUAGUUUCGAGACAUUAACAAGCUCGAUGUUCCUCGGCCUGAGCAACUUGGAGUUGCUGUCGCUCAGCCAUAACAAGUUGCGACUCAUCGCCUACGACGCUUUCACCACGUUGCGCUCGCUGCUUCGAUUGAAUCUGGCCCAUAACGAACUCUCAUUCGGCGAUGAUGGUACCGGGGGCGUGAAUGGGGCGGAUGGGGCGGAGGGGUACUUGCUGCUGGGUGGGCCCCCUUCGCCAUUCAAUGGAAUGACGCUGCUCACAAACCUCGACCUCAGCCACAACCGCGUGCAUCAGAUGCUCGACGAUUGGCGCAUCGUGCUUACAGCUCUGAAGCGGCUCAACCUUAGCUGGAACAACUUCUCCCAGUUUGAUUACGUAAGCAUGAGCUUCUUGGGUUCCAACGUGGUAGUGGAUCUGCGGAACAACAACAUAUCGACGGUAGACUUGCAGGGCGACAGCAAUGGCAGCGCUGUGAUCCUUCUCGAUGGCAACCCGUUCGCGUGCGACUGCCACGCGCCAGCGCUGCAGGAGGCGCUGGCGGCGGGCGUGGCGCCCCCCGCGCCCGCCCCCCUCCCGCCGCGGCCGCGCCUCGUGGCGCCGAGUGCGACCUGCGCCGAACCGCCCCACCUGCGCGGCCUCUCCCUACUAGAAGCGCCACGAAGCCAGCUGCGGUGCAGCUUGCCAUCGCCGCAGUGCCCUUCUGAUUGCAGCUGCUUCCUGUUGCCUGACCAUCUUGCCCUGGACUGUGAUACUCUUCCUCCACGUCUGCCCUCGCCCAUUGACCACCAACUCACCAUCACCCAUUUGCGGCUGCAUAACGUCACCGGCUCGCUCCCUUCUCUGCCAGCUCAUGUGCGUAGACUAGAUCUCAGCAAACUUAAUAUCACCCAGUGCCCCAGUUGCCACCGAACAUCGAGGUCGACCUUGCCAGCAAUUAUC